UCCACGUCGCCUCGAGCCGCAACCGGUGGCGAGAUGUAAACGUGACCGACGACACCAUCGUUUCCAACGAAACCGUCGCAUCGGCGUAGCCCUUGAAACGUGGCGGAGAUCACCGUGGACAAGUAAAAGUAUUCCCCCGCAGUGAAACCGUCAAACCUUGGAUAUUUUUUUUCACCCGUCUCGCGACAUACAUCGCGAAUAAGUGUAGUGUGUGUUCGACGACCGUUUUUUCUUUUCUUUUUUAUUAUUCGUUUCUUCCCGUGUUUUUUCCCCGUGUUUUAUUGGUGACACAUCCAGGACACGAUUCUUUACGAUUCUUACGAGAAUUUAUUCGGACGCAACGUUCGCAUCGACGAGGAGUUAGAAUUCGUAGAAUGGUGUGUUGUUAUGGAUCCUCGUGCGCCCCACUCUGCGCCCGUCGCUAUUCGAUCUAAACUCGAUUCAAGGGGAAGGUUUCGAAACGAGAAAAACCACCAAUGAUCGUUGACCCCCUCGAAGCACGAAACUGCAAACAUAUUCGCCUGGACGAGCGACUAACCAUCCCGCGGUGAAAGGGUUUACCAGUUUGAGUUUACAAUGCGGUGAUUUCAGGGAGGAAUAAAACAUCUGAGGAAAACUAGAGUGUAGCGUUACAAGUGAUUCGAAGAUGAAGUGGCCAUUAGUGCUGACUUGCUUUCUGUUGCCGCAUUCGUGCAUCCUAGGUGCAUCGCAUGCCGGUUGCGAGUUCCCGGCGCAGUGGAACGGCCACUGGUUUCAAUCGGGGAAUCAGGGGUUGGUGACGGUGAACGGGUCCAUGAUGACCAACAAGGGCCGCUGCAUCGAGACCAAAGACGACAAGUUCCUCAUUCAGGACACAAUGGAAAAUUGUUAUCGCUGCAUCGUCAUGCACAUGAAGCAUCCGAACGUCCUUCAAUACAAAGAGACCUGGUGUAUCACGGGAUCGUCGAAACCUACGCUCCCUUCGAUAUGCGGCGAUUUGACCAGCGACGCCAUAUUAAUUUCCCUAUUCCGCACGGGGGCAGCACCGAUGCCGUGCCCGUUCAAGGGACCCCUGGAAUUCACGUACAGCCACGGGGAAGCGGAGUGUAAAUCUCCUUUGUCAGCCGCGGAGACGUGCACCCAAGAAUCGCGAUUACUUUUUCGCUAUCAAGCGUGUGCCAACGUCUUGUCCUCUGAGAGCGUUGACGUGGAGUUGGAGUGUCUAGCCACGUGGAAGGAGAGCAGCACGCACAACCUCGUGGCAAGGUUGCACGCCCCCCGGAAAACCAGCGACGAGGACAGCUACAGAUGCUUCAUCUACGAGCAAACUUCGAACAAUUCGUGGAAUUUGGCGCAGAGCGAGGAUGCCUCUUGCACGGGAUUGAUCAGCGUUAAGGAGGCUGCCAAGACGUUCAAAAUGAAACAGAAAAAUUCAACCGAGCGAUGCACGUAUCCAUCUUGGGUUGUGGACAAUAAAUUAUGGUUAGCCCUGGAUCCGGUAGCAUCUCGCCUCCUGGCAUCGCCUUACAAUCUAACGAUUCUCAAUCGACAGGAGACCCGUCUCGUGUGUCACUCUGUGGUCCCUAUUAAUGAUCGUCAUUAUCAUCCGGAUAGGGAGAACCAGGUGCAGUACGUUGCGAAGGCCACCCUCGAUUGCACCAAUGGCUACGUGUGCCUGAUGUUCCACAGAAGGGACAGCCACAUAAUAGAGAUGCAACUGUCGGAAUGGAGCCAGCAACCCGACGACGUGUGCAACUCGAGUACGUUCAACUCCCACUCGACGCCGUACACGACGUUCAUCACGUCGGACCCUAUCACCAGGCAGUGUCCGAACCUGGGUCGAUACGAGAUCGUGUCCGUGUUACAUUCUUACAACAGCGUGGAGGACAUAUUGGGGGUGGACGGUGACCAGAGCAUGGCGAAUGCGGCCGAAGUUCAGGAUGUUAGGGUGACGUCGACACCCUAUCCGGGUCGGUGCCGUUAUGGCAGUGUCCGCCGAUUGGAUAUCGGUUGCAAAACACCGGAUCGCAUGGAAUUCGCUACGUCGUGCAGCGAUGAAACUCCAUCAGAGUAUUUGUGCCACGGAACAUGGAUCGAGAACGACACAGCGUAUCUGGUGGCGAGCACCGACGUGGGACGAUAUUGUCUCGUUUACAGUGCAUCCGCAGCGGCGACAGGGAGCCGCGAGCUCUCCGUGACGGGUCACCUUGCCUCCUGUCCCAGAGCACCUCAUCGUCAUCUUGUGUCGUGGCAGGUCAACCUCACGUCGUACGCUCAAUGCGGCGAUAUCUCGACGGCCACGUCGUGGACCUUCCGGAUUUCCGCCUCCGUUUACAUCCUGGCUGUAUUGGGCACCCUGUUCGGCAGGUAUAUCGCGAGGUGAUAUCACUGAGUGAAGAGACCAGGCCACGAGACGGCCGUGUAGUCAAUCUACACAAACUCGAGUCGUCAGCACAGCAACUAUAAUAAAACAACAACAACAAAAGAAGUCUCUAUAUAUAUAUAAAUAUAAAUAUAAAUAUAAAUAUAUAAAUACAAAAUAAAAAAAAAUAUAUAUAUAUAUAUAAAUACACAAAGUAUAUAUAUAUAUUAAGAAACGAUUUAACGAAGGAUCCCAGAAGUGUGAUGGGAGAAAGUAACCUAAUAAUCAAGCAUAAAUUAACGUGUAAGUGUUCGUGGGUGCGAGAGAGUCUGUAAAGAGAGAACGAGAGAGAGAGAGAGAGAGAGAGAGAGAGAGAAUGAAAUAGAAGAGAAUGCCGUUGAGAGGCUUCAUCCGAAUAAAGAAUAUCAGAACAUGGCGGAUCAUUGGCUAAAAGGAUGUACAUAGAGACGGUGUACAUGUACAUAAAAUUCACUUAAGGAAGCUUGGUUUUAUCGAAGCAGUUGCAUCUGGAAAUGUUAUCUUCUGCCAAAGGGGUGAGGAAAAAGCGAGCCACGUUAUUCAGACGAGUAUGCGUACUUUUCCUAGUUGACUUGGGAUAACGAGAUCUUGGAUUUUUGCAAAUUUCUUUCAUCUUUAUUUAUUUAUUCUUUUUCUUUUUUUUUUUUUUGUUUCUUCGUUUCGAUUAGAUCUUCUCGGACAUUCGAUCGAUAGUUGGACGAAUUAUUUAUAUUUAUUUAUAUCCUCUAGAAAUGGUUAAACGAGUGAUACAACAAGUUACGUGGACGAUACGUGGAUCUCUUUAAUCGCGGAUUUUUCUAUCUAAAUUUCCUAAAUUUCCCGAACAACCACCCCUAUUCGCUCGCAAUUAACCUUCACUAAUUAGAAAACCUUCCUGGACUCGCAACCGGUGUCGCGCGUAAAAUCGGGAAAACCAAUUUAAGCAAAAAGAAGGAAAGUAAAAAAAAGAGAAAGAUAGAAAAAAAAAUACAACAAAGAAAAACGUGCAACAAUGGAAAAAGGAAAAACUAAUCAAAUCAAAAAAAAAAAAAAAAAAGAAAAAACGAAACUAAGGGUGCUGGGGCCAAUAGUGUGUGCAUUUUGAGUGGUGAUCGUAGCCCACGUGUGUGAAUGGAAGAAGCAGACAAAGAACGAAAAAAAUAAAUAAAAAAAAAAAGGAGGGGAAACGCGAAACAAGCGAAGAAAGGAACACGACCGAGGACAGAGGAAAUCGAGCGAGCGAGAGCGAGAGAGAAAGGGAGAGAAAGGAGCGAACGAGAGAGAAAGAGAGAGAGAGAGAGAGAGAGACUUAUAACAACUUAUUUAGAUCCACGACGUGUCCGCGAUGUUUUGGAAACGGUGCGUAUCGUUCUCCAGCUCCGAACAAAACUUGUGUUUUGCUCGGAACAGGAAACGUUUCCAACUGUAAUUAUACGUAUUUUAAUUAAAAUUGCGCGCCACUAGAGUGAAAAGAAGGAAAGAAAAAGAGAGAGAGAGAAAAGAGUGGUGAAAUUUUUUCGCGCGCGUGUGUGAAUGUAUACGUGUACGCAGAAAGUUAAAGGUAAAUGAAAAAAGGAAGGAAAGUUAAAGGUGAAAAAAGGAAGGAAGGAAGGAAGAGGAAGCGAGAUAGAGAGAGAGGACGAAUACGGAAUGAAUUAUGAUUAUCGUUGUUAUUAUAUUGUCAUUAUAAUUGUCAUUGCACGAGUGAGAGCAUGUGUGUGUGUGUGUGUGUGUGUGUGCCUCUCUCUCUUCUUCUGUGUCUUCUUCAGCUUGUUUUUCUUUCCGUUCUUUCCAUCCCUUUUGCUCGCGACCCCACCCCCAUAUGUCAUCCAUAUGUGACUGUAUAGAUCGUAAGGAAUGGCCACUGUGACACCUGCGUUUUUCGACGAAAAACAGGUGGAAAGAUGAAUUUCCUUGAGAUUUGAUAUUGGUGAUCUCCUUGUCACCCUUGGUCGACACCCUUAGAGUAAAAGUUUUUUUGAUGAUGAACAAAAACCUUGAUAAAUGAUUAAAGAUAGUUCGAUUUCGAUUUCAAAGGGAAGCUUGUGUUACAGAAGAUGAAAUUGAAUUUAUUAAGAUGAAAUUAAUGGUGAUCGAGAAAAUUUUAUAUUGGCGUAAAAGCGAACAGCAAUUCAAUAAUUGAAUAAUUAAAUUAUUAUAAUUUGAUAAUCAAAUUUAUUUAUAUAUUUUGGAUAUUAAAUUUACGGUUCGAUCAACGAAAAUCAAUGUAAAUUUGAAAUGAAAAGAAGAAUUGUAAUGUUGGUUUGUUUUUUUUUUCUUUUGAUCGAGGAAAAAUGAAAAUGAUUUAAAGGGUUGACUUUAAGAAGGGUGAUAGGAAUCGAAGAUGUAAGAAUAUCGUAGAAUGAUCGCUCGAUUCUUUAUUUGCUCUGAAAUAAAUGUUUUCUUGUCAUAAUUUUGAUGGAAAAACCAAAGACGUAGAAACUUUUUCUUCAAAAUUCAAAAUGAACAAAAUAAAAAGCUUGAAAAAUUGAUGUAAAAAUCGUAUUAAAAUAAAGAAGAAUAACUGUAAAAAAAUUAAAAAUUAAAAAGUUACAUCUGUAAUUAAUUUCCUAUUUAACUCAUCUUUAAUAAUUCACAUCUAAAAAAGAAAAAAAUAUAUAAAUUAAUCUCCAUUCAAAAGAUUAAGACAGUCCAUGAAUCCCAGAGCAACAAAGGAAUCGAAUCGAUCGUGGACAAUGGAUUACAGAGAGAAAACCACGACAUAUCGAUAAAUUGAGAGAAUUCGAGCAAGAAAUUCAGAGAAGCUGCUAGGUAGCGCUAGGUAAUCAAUUAUCUCGCCAACAUCCAGAGGAAUAGUAGACGAAACAAGGAAAAAUUGAAACAAGGAAAAGAAACCAACUACAAAACACGCCAUUUACCAGGAAACAUUGAAAACAAAGAAAAAAAAAAAAAAAAAAAAAAAAAAAAAAAANNNNAAAAAAAAAAAAAAAAAAAAAAAAAAGAAAGAAAGAAAAAAAAAAGAAUUCAAAAUCUCGAGAGAGUACAGAUAUUUUUCACUUGAAACUAUUUUAAUUAAGAGACUGUGCUGAUUACUGUGCGAACAAAGAGAGAAGUGACAGUAAAAUAAUAAUCGCGUAAAAUUACUCGAUUCGCUAUACAUAAUUGAAUAGUUGGAUAUACAUACUAUAAAUACGAGUAUAAAUAUGAAAUAUAAAUAUUAUAAAUAUUAUACAUACGUUACGUAUAUAUAUAUAUAUAUAUAUAUAUAUAAAUACACGAGGACAAUUCGAUGUUGGCUAUAAACUUGUAAACUAUUAGAUAGAUAAAAAGAAAGAAAGAAUAAAAGAGAUUAAGUGUCUGAUAAGGA
Molecule: messenger RNA, 5687 nt
Organism: Apis laboriosa (Himalayan honeybee)
Lineage: Eukaryota; Metazoa; Arthropoda; Insecta; Hymenoptera; Apidae
Exons: 14
Coding region: 647-2362 (571 amino acids)
Source: RefSeq, a predicted model, not a curated record